AUGGCAUUAGUCGAAAGUGACAUUAAACAUGAUAAUUCUACAAGACCCGAAUCACCAACUUGCGCAGCUUCUGGUCAGCUGACAACACAAGAUUUGGAUAGGCAUAUCGAAAAACUGAUGAGAUGCGAAUUGAUCACUGAACAAGAAGUGAAAUCAUUGUGUGCAAAAGCAAGAGAGAUUCUUGCCGAAGAGGGAAAUGUUCAAGUAAUUGAUUCUCCUGUCACGAUAUGCGGUGAUAUUCACGGACAAUUUUAUGAUCUUAUGGAAUUGUUCAAAGUGGGCGGUGCUGUACCGAAUACAAAUUAUCUAUUCCUCGGUGAUUUUGUUGAUCGUGGCUUUUAUUCCGUUGAAACAUUCCUCCUUCUUUUGGCAUUAAAAGCCAGAUAUCCGGAUCGAAUGAUGCUUAUAAGAGGAAAUCAUGAGAGUAGGCAAAUUACACAAGUCUACGGUUUUUAUGAUGAAUGUUUGCGGAAAUAUGGAAAUGCAUCAGUUUGGAAACAUUGCACAGAAGUGUUCGAUUAUUUAGCGCUGGCCGCUGUUAUUGAUGGAAAAGUGAGAUUUGAAAAAAGUUCAUUUUAAUUAUGCAUUUUAUAGGUUUUUUGUGUUCACGGUGGUUUGUCGCCUUCAAUUUCAACAAUGGAUCAAAUUCGAGUAAUUGAUCGAAAACAAGAAGUUCCACACGAUGGUCCAAUGUGUGAUUUAUUAUGGUCCGAUCCAGAAGAGGGAAAUGUUGGAUGGGGUUUGAGUCCAAGAGGUGCUGGAUAUUUAUUUGGUGCUGACGCUUCGAAGGUUAGCUUGAAUUCUAGAUUCUGUAAUAAUAAAGUAAUUUUUCAGACUUUCUGUGAGACGAACGGCGUUGAUUUAAUCUGCAGAGCUCAUCAACUUGUGAUGGAAGGAUAUAAAUGGCAUUUCAAUGAGAAAGUUUUGACGGUCUGGUCAGCACCAAACUAUUGUUAUAGAUGUGGAAAUGUGGCGGCAAUCUUGGAACUCGACGAGAAUCUCAACAAAGAAUUCACAAUCUUCGACGCAGCGCCACAGGAAAAUCGCGGAGCACCCGCUAAAAAACCGCACGCCGACUAUUUCUUGUGA
Molecule: messenger RNA, 1089 nt
Organism: Caenorhabditis angaria
Lineage: Eukaryota; Metazoa; Nematoda; Chromadorea; Rhabditida; Rhabditidae
Source: the annotation of a GenBank genome assembly